Messenger RNA from Ipomoea triloba (trilobed morning glory), 645 nucleotides. RefSeq lists its product as uncharacterized. Lineage: Eukaryota; Viridiplantae; Streptophyta; Magnoliopsida; Solanales; Convolvulaceae. The record is from RefSeq and is a predicted model, not a curated record. The transcript has a single exon. The coding region runs from base 1 to 645 and encodes 214 amino acids.
AUGCAAGAUAUUCAACAAUUUGCUUCCUGGUUGGCUGAGAUCGGAGAUGGCAUUUUGGGAGGCCCUAAUGAUGGUUAUGCAAAAGUUAAAAUUCCUACUGAAAUGUUGUUGCCAUCUACUAGGGACCACAUAGCAACAAUUGUUGAUAGUAUUUUCCCAAUGUUCAAGGAGGGUGGUUGUCAACAAGAGUACAUGGAAAGUCGGGCAAUUUUGGCUCUAGCGCUAGAUGUGGUCAAUGCAGUCAAUGAAUAUAUGACAGAUUUGCAUGUUGCUGAUAGCAGGACGUACCUAAGUUGCGACAUGGUAUGUAAGGCUGAUUCAAAUAAUGGUAUCCUCUAUGAUAUGCACAAUCCAGAAUUCCUUAAUGGCUUGAAAGCAUCUGGCACACCUAACCAUGCUUUAACUUUAAAGGUGGGAUCUCCAGUCAUGUUGGUGAGAAACAUAGAUCACUCAAUGGGACUAUGCAAUGGCACAAGACUUAUCAUUACUAGGUUAUCAGAUCAUGUUGUUGAAGUUAAAAUUGUGACCGGUAACAAUACUGGACAAAUUGUCUUGAUACCAAGGAUGUCAAUGACCCCCACUAAUACAAGAUUGCCGUUUAAAAUUCUAGUGCUGGCAUAUGCAAUGACCAUUAACAAAAGUUAG